Messenger RNA from Spodoptera frugiperda (fall armyworm), 321 nucleotides. RefSeq names its product homeobox protein Hox-D11-like. The transcript has a single exon. Bases 1 to 321 code for a protein of 106 amino acids. Lineage: Eukaryota; Metazoa; Arthropoda; Insecta; Lepidoptera; Noctuidae. The record is from RefSeq and is a predicted model, not a curated record.
AUGACCUGGAUCGUCAGAGGUGGCCAACAAUUAGAAUUAGAGGAGUGCGGGCGGGCGGGCGCGUUGGGCGGGUUGGGCGGCCGCGGCGGUGGCGGUGGCGGCGGUGGCGGCGGCGCGUCAGUCGGCGUCCGCGUCCCGCGUCAGGUCGCCGCCGCCGCGCGCCUCGCGUGCUAUGAGUGGCGGGUAUUAUGCCGGCGCCGCAGCCCCGCUCCGCCCGCGCCGCUCCAGCGCGCUCGCCGGCCGCCAGCGCCGCCGCCGCGGUUGCCGCGCGCCGCCUGCACCACACCACCCUCUACAGCGUCUACAGCGCCGACAACAUAA